Argiope bruennichi is the source of this 10144-nucleotide messenger RNA. RefSeq lists its product as uncharacterized. NCBI's taxonomy places the organism in Eukaryota, Metazoa, Arthropoda, Arachnida, Araneae, Araneidae. The transcript has 2 exons. The record is from RefSeq and is a predicted model, not a curated record. Bases 347 to 9517 code for a protein of 3056 amino acids.
GUUUGAAAAAAAAGAGAUAUAUGAAGAUAUAACUUUAAUUCUGAGUGCAUUUAUAUUAUUAUUAUUACAUGAUAAAUUAAAGCGUUGAAUAAUAUAUUACUAAGUUGACUUUUUUCUACUUAUGAGACAUAUCGAGGUACAAAUCUGUAAUGUAGUGGCAUCAUAAAUGAGUAGACUUUUGUGUGUAUAUUUGUAUCAAUUUUCAUAAAUAUAUUGAAGCUGUCUUUGCACAAAAUUGACAAAAAUACAGAAAAAGAAGCCUUUGAAAUGAACAUUUUUUGAACAGACGAGGAAGCAAGUACCAAAUUAUUCCUCUUGCACAUCUCAUAUUUUAUAUUCAAAUAAUAUGGCUGGUCAUACUUUUCUAAAAUGGAACACUUUAGAACUGGAAUGGAAAAUCAUUUCUGUGACUCUAAACAAAUUAGAAGAACAUGAUCAACUUCAUAUUCAAGAUUUGUUUAGUUUCCUGUCUACUAUCUCUAGUGAUGAAAUCCAAAAAUGGUGCAAAUCUUUAACUGCUUCUCAAAAACUUGAUUUUUUUAAAAAUAAGCCAACAUAUUUUAUAGUACAAGAGAACUUUAUCUCCAAAGCUAUGUCAUUUGACUCUUUGAAAAUUUAUGCGUGCAAAAAAUUCUGCAGCUCAGCUCGUUUUAUUAUGCAGUGUUUUGGAUCUGUGCAUUUCUUGGAAAUUAAGAAAGUUGUUACAUUUGUUUUUGAAGAUGUUGCUCAAUAUAUGCUUAAUUUAUCAGCUGAAGAAGAAAAGGAAUUUAUAAGGAACAUUCGCAAUGUAAGUGUUGAUGAGUCGGGUGUUUUAACAUUAACAACUUCACGCAAAGUUGGUUCAAAGCGUGUGUCUUCUGAAGAAAAGUGUUUGCUAGCAGUUGUGUAUUACUUAAGUCUUCAUGGCCGUACUCAUUUUAAAAAAUUGUUCGAAGAAAUAGAAAGCUUUGCAAAGAAUGAAUGUUAUCUUGUAUCUGGUGAAUGUUCAGAUUCUAAACAUUUAGCAUGGUUGAAAAAGCAUGACGAUUAUUUUCAAGUUCAUCAAGAUAAUUUUGUCAGCCUGUAUGAAGAAUAUUCUUCUUAUAAAUGUGAUUAUCAAAAACUUAAAAGGAAACAAUUGCCCCUUCAGAUAGAACCAGUAUACACUGACAUUGAUUCUUCUUAUCUUUCACAAGCAGUACAAAUUUUAACAAGUGCAAAUGAACUAAAUGAUGAAGAUAAUACUGUGACCUCAAAUCGUUCUAUAUGCAAAAAAUUUUAUAUUUCUGCAACAUAUCUUACAAGCUGUUUUAACCCACUUCAUUAUCUCGAAAUUAAAGAAUGUAUUUUUUUCUUAAUGGAAGAUGUGGCUAAUGUUCUAAGAAAACUUUCACUCUCCAGAUUGCAAAAAAUAUUUGAAAAGGUCCCAUUUACAUCAAUGGACGAGAAUGGAUUUCUUCACUUUCGUGAAGAUUGCAAUUUUGAUACAAGUUUUGUAACAAAAGAAGAAAUGCUUAAUCUUUUUGUUGUAUAUUAUUUAGGUUUCUGUGGCAAGACUCAUUUUGAAAAGGUGAUUGAAGAAUUAAAGACACGUGCACCAGAAACACUUAGUAAUACAUUCUCAGAAUUGCCUGCUCAAGAUCAGUUAAAAUAUUUUAAAGAUUUUCCUCAAUAUUUUAUUGUAAAUAAAAAAGGAGAAUUAGAUGUAAUUGCUGGUUUUAUACUUCCUUAUUAUGAAUAUAAAAAUGAUACUUUCAUGGACAGUGAACCCCCGUCUAAAGACUGUUUUAUUACUUCAGAUAAAUACUCAAUAACUGAAAGAGUAAGUUCUAGCAUUGCCUUCCUUUUACAAUUUUUUCAGCUAAAAGUGACUCUUCGCCCUUUAAGAAUAAUUCUCCAUGUACUGAUUGAUGCCAAAGUUCAUUUCUUAAAUUUAACAGCUCUGGAUCAAAUUGAUUUUAUAAAAGUUAUUUUUUCUCCCUUCACUGUUGAUGAAAGAAAUAUCAUUUCUUGUGCUGGUAAUCAAUAUGAAAUUAAACAUUUGUCUGAAAAGGAAAUGGAAUUCCUCUAUUUUGCAUGUCUUAUUUCUAAAUCUGGUAGAAUGCAUUAUCGUCAAGCCAUUGAUAAGUAUUUUGAAGAUACUGGUAAAGUACCAAAGCUUGCAAUUUCAGAUUCUAUGAGAUUCCGAUAUUUCAAAGCAGCUGAAGGUAUAUUUCAAAUUGGUUCUGAUGGAUAUAUAGUUUUAUGUCCUUUACCUCAACUUAAUAUGGUGACGAGCUUUUUUUCUGAAAUUGUGAAAACUAAAAACACACAUGAUCUCAAACUUUCUGUGAAUCACCCUAUAUGUGCAAAUUUUAAUAGCAAUAAUUUGAGCCAAAUUAAGAGUUCCUUCCAAGAAUCCUGUAGUAUGAGUGAGAAAAACAGCAGUAAAGACAAUGUUCCAUAUGCAACUGUAGCAGAAUAUAAAAAAUUAUGUGGAGCUGUGUCUUUUCUUCUCACAUUCUUCAAUUCAGUACACUGUGUAACUAUGAAACAUAUUAUUUCAUUUGUACUGACAGAUGUUGGAAAAUUCUUAAGUGAGUUACCUCUUGAAGAACAAAAUACAAUUUUCAAAAGUAUCCCACAGACUUUUAUGGAUCCAAAUGGUUGUAUGUACUUAACAUCAUUCAAUGAAUUGCAUUCAUUUGUAUCAAAGAACAAAAAACAGUUUCUUUUUAUAACUUGCUUUUUGGCUGUCAAUGGUGAAACGCAUUAUCAAACAAUACUAAAUGAGUUGAACAAACACCAACUUGGAAGGAAUAAGUUAACAUGUAGUCAAUUCUAUGGUUUUCUUGGAAAAUAUCCUAAAUACUUUACAAGAAAGCCUAAAGGCUAUGUAAUACUUUCUCAUUCUUUUGAUUUGCCUGAUGUUAAAUUACAAGACUGUGUUAAUUCUGUUCCAUCAGAUAUCAAGCAGAAAGCAUUUCGAGAUUCUAACUCUGGCAUCGAAAUACACAAUAGACCAACUGAAUCCAAAUAUCCUUUAAAUAAAAAAAUUCAAGAUGGCAUUUUGUAUCUCUUACAAUAUUUUACUCUCAAUAUAGAAAGUAAAUUUCUACAAGUUUUAUUUCUAGUAUUGGAUUAUCAUGAAAUCUUCCAUAAUUCAUCAAUUAAUGACAAAAUUGCCUUAUUGAAAAAAAGUUUUUCAGCUUUUAAAGUAAACGAAGACGGUGUGAUAUUUUCUUGUAGCACAUUUUAUGAAUCUUGCUUAGUAGAAGGGGAAAAAGAAGAACUUUUAAUAUCUUUUAUUGUAUUUGAGCAAAAGGAGAUGCAUUUCCUAAAAAUAUUUCAGGAACUCAGCAAAUAUGAUUUAAUUUUACAACAGAAAAAAUUUGAUGCUUCUGCAAAAUUUCGUUAUUUCAAGAAGAGGAAAGAUAUAUUUCAUAUAGACAAUGAUGGGUAUGUAUCACUUAUAAAUUGUCCAGAUAUUAAUUUAGACUCAAGUGCAAUAUUAAGGUGCUUUUCUUCAACAGAGGAUAUUAUACAUGUCAGAUCUGAAAAUAACUCUCAGUCUGCUGUUACAAAGAAAAGGAGUCAGACUGACCAGUUUUCAGAUGUUCAUUCAAGUAUCUCACAGUCUGAACACGUUUGUGAAAACAAAGCCAAAAAAAACCUAGAUAAGAUUUUCGAAACCCAAGAAACUAAUCUAUUGGCAGGCAGUACACAGUUUGAUAAAUAUCAUACUUUCUCCUCUAAUAAAACUGAAAUUCAAAAUAUUAAUAAAAAUUAUUCUCUGAAUGAGAAAGUUAAAGAUAAAGAAAGUGAUUUUGUUGAAGCAACAAGUAAAUUCAAUGCAAAUAAUUUUUCUCCUAAUACAGAUUGGUUCAUAAUUAAGAAUGAUCAAUCAAAAAAUACAUGUGGUAGUAUUGAAGAUGGUAUCCUGCAACUUGAGGGAGCUGCAGCUGUUCCAGAUGUUUGUGAAACAGAGGAUAUCUGCAAAAUUACUGAAAAAGAUGAGCGUAUGGAAUACUCUGAAAAAACAGCUUUUGUUUCAAAAUUUAAUUCAAAUAUGUUUAUUCCUAGCAAAGAGUGGUUUUCAUCAAAGUGCGAAGUAACCAAUACAGAAGAUUGUGCCACCAAGACAAAAUAUGUAAGAAAACCUGUAAGCCGUGUGAAAAGUAUUGCUCUUUCUUCAAAUCCCAGGAUUGAAAUUGAAAAUAAAGAGGAAUUAAAAUUUAUUCAAAGUGAUGUGAUAUCAAAACCUGCACCUUUUAAUAUAAAUCUGCCUGUUCCAGAAAUGAAAUUUUUAUCUGCAAAUACUUUGGCUAAGGAAACAAGUAUCUUGGCAGUUCAUAAUUCUUGUAAUACAUUACAUGACCAUUUGGCAGAUCAGAAGAAAUGUGUUGCUUCGUCUUCAAAUUCUUCUGAAACUGAAAAGGUAAUUAAAAAUAUAGAAAAGUCAAAAUUUAUUCAGAGUAAAACUAUAAAAAAAGCUACAACAUUUAAUGUUAACUUACCUGUUUCAACGAAGAAUUCUUGUUCUGCAACUACUUUUGUGAAGAAAGCAAGUACUGAAGAAACUUAUGAUUCUUGUGAUAUUUUGCAUGAUCAGCAUAUAUUGUCCCAGAAGAAUGUUGCUGAGAUUCUUGUUGAAAUUAUACAAAGUAUCACAUCAAUAUUGAAAUAUUAUGAUACAAAAGUUAACUGGCUACUUGUAUGUAUUAUAUUUCAAGUCAUGAAUGAUGUUAGAAAUAAAUUCUCUCUUUUAUCAAAAGAUGAUCAGUCAUGUGUAUUAAAGAAAAUAUUUGAAUAUUUUUCUCCUUCUGAGAAAAAGUUAAAUGACUUAGAGAAAUCAUAUUUAGGCAAAUAUGAAUUAACUGAAGAACAAGAAAAUUUAUUAGUUAUCACAUGCAUACUUUCCCAUGAGAAAAAGAUAGACUAUAUUCAACUUUUUAAAAAAUUUGAAAUGCUUAAAAAUGACUUUCGUAAUUAUGAACUGAAUGAUUCUGAUAAAUAUCAAUAUCUUUUAAAAAGAGAUAACCUUUUUUCUAUUGAAGCUGGAUUUGUGAAACUCCAUCCUUUUCCAAAUCUGAAACUAAAAUCGCAAGUUCUUGAAGCUGAGUUAAAAGUUUGGAAACACAUUAAUUCUAGACAAGUAUCCAAUCAACAAACAAAUAAAAAAAAUAAUAAGGAAAUGUUUGGUGAUAAUUUGCAAAUAUCCAAUUCCAAAUCCCAGUUAAUGCCUUCAGGACUGAAUUAUAAAGGAAAUAAUAAAUCUGAAGUUUCAAAAAAUGAGCUUCAUUCCAUCCGCUUGCAAAUGGAAUCAUUUUUUGCAAAGACUUUCUUGUGGCCAAAGAAUGCAUCUGAAAUUUAUGGAGAAUUGAACAGCAGUAUUAUAUUCUUACAAAAGUCUUCAGAUGUAAAAGUUGAUUGGCAUCUUGUAUGCGUAGUAUUCCAAGUAAUGAAUGAAAUUAGAAGCAAAUUCUUAUCUUUGUCUAAAGAUACUCAGAUAAGUAUAUUAAAUCAAGUUUUUAUCCAGUUGACUUUUAAAAAGGAAUCUAGUAAGUUGGAUGAGUUUUUUUUAGAAAAUUACCCAUUGAAUGAAGAACAAGAAACUCUUUUACUUAUGGCCUGCAUAAUUGCUCGUGAAAAAAAAUUGGACUAUCUUAAAUUAUUUGAAAAACUUGGAGCCAUUAAGAAAAACAUGUUAAAUCACAAGCAGACAGAUUUUUAUAUAUAUAUUAAUAGAAAAGAUCACCUUUUUUCCAUGGAAGAUGGAUAUGUAAAGCUUCUUCCUUUUCCUAGUUUGGAAUUAAAAAGAAGAGUUUUAGCUGCUGAUUUAAGAAUUUGGAAAGUCAGAAAUUAUGAAAAAAAUAAUAAAAAAUCUGUGGAUGAAGAGAGAGAAGUUUUGGGAAAUGAUGUGCAGGUACACACAUCUACAACAAAGUUAAACCUUUCAAAUCUCAAUCGCUUAGCCGAUAAGCUUAUUGGCCCCAAAAUUGCAAGCAAUUCUAAUCAGACUUUCUGCCCUAGAACUGAAUCCAAUGGUUCUAAAUUGAACAAUAUAGAAGAAAAGACUGAUAAAUUACCUAUCAGUUGUGACUAUAAUACAGAAAAUAAACUUCAAACUCCCAAUACUACUUUUCAGUUGACGACUUCAAAAUUCUGCCAGAAGGAGAAAGUUGAUAAAUCCAUAUCUACAAAUGAAGAAGAAAUUUCAGAUCUUGAAUUUCAAACCCUUAGUUCCUCAGCUAAGUUGGAAUUUUCAGUGACUGACAGCAGCAACAAGAGUGUCAAUAAAAAAGAUGUGGAAAGUAAAUCUCAAAUUUUCAAUUCUAUAGCUGAAUUUAAAUACCAAUUAAAUAACAAUUUGAAAAAGACUGAUGUACAACCACUUACUAAAAAUAAUGAUGGUGCAUUUGAUGUCAGACUGAAAUAUUUAGAAGAAGAAACUAAUAAUCCUUUAUUGCUGAAAGAAUUUGAUUUUAAAAAUAAUUGUCAGACUGUUAUUGAAUCAAACGAUACAAAACCAAAUCCAGUGGUAAAAGAGGUCGGUGAGUUGGAAUCUUUGAAUGACAAAAAACUGGAUUCAGAAAAUAUUUCACUGAUUUCUAAUCAUACAACUGAUUGUAAAUCUUCAAAACUCAGUAACAUAAAGGAAUUGAAUGGAAUAUCUUCUAAAAACAGAAAAAAAAGAGUGGAUGAAGAUAUAUCUCACAACUUUACUCCCAUAAAUGCUGCCAAAAUCUGUGGCAUGAAAGAGCAGUCUUGUGAAUUAUCAUAUGAAGAUAAGAAAGAAAUGAUUUUGGAAAGAAAAUCUUUUCAAGACAGUGAAUCUUUUGUAGAAUCUAAUGUUUCGAUCUGUAACGUAAAUGCUGGUGAAGGCAUGGAGAAAAAGGCUGAAGAAUUCUCACCUAUAAAAAAUAAAGAAAAUAUUAUGGAGAAUACAUCAAACGCUUACGAUUCCAAAACAAAACUGAAUAAUAAAGAAAAACCUGAUGAAUCACAGCUCAAUAACAAUAAAGUAUCAAUGAAAAAUGAAUCUCACCAUAAUACUUCUGCUAUGGAAUUAAGACCCAUUUCUCCAAAUAUCAAACAAAAACAAAUUAUUCAGUCUUUACCAGCAAGCAGUACAGAAGCAGUUUCAAAAAAUGUGUCUUCUAGUGAAACUAAAACCUCAAAAUUCAUAUGUUUAGAAGAAAAAAAUAUUGGAAUUAAAACUACUGAUAAUGUAUCUGUUAAAUCAAAGGUGACUCAGAAUAAUUCUAUGAAAACUGCAGAUGUAUCAAAAGAUUCUAGCACAGUUAUGAAAGAAUCUCUUAAUAAGCUUUGCAAAAGAAUGCAAGCUGGCAUUAUUCAUCUUUUGAAGUACUUUCAUUUAACUGCAGAGAAUCUGCUUUUGAAAGUUCUGUGCCACAUUUUGGAUACCAGCAAACUGUUCAUUAGUUUAUCAAAUGAUGAGAAAAUGGAUUUCCUUCAAAACUGCUUUCAUAUCUUUUAUUUGGGCAAAAAUGGUUCUAUUACUCUAUCCUCGUCGAAUAAUGAAAUUAAAACAGUAAAAUUAAAACAUGAAGAAAAAAUUUUGUUAAGUAUGAGUUGCAUAUUGAGUCAGUGUAAAGAAAUGCAUAAUCAAAAAAUUUUCCUAAAUUUACAAAAUCAGCUGUCUAUACCUGCAGCCAAAGAGCAGUUCAGUUUCUUCAGGAAGAGAACACAUCUGUUUUCAAUUGCUAACAAUGGCUAUGUGAAAUUAUGCAAUUUUCCAGAUUUUGAGAUAAAUUCAACGGUAUUUUCAGGUUUUUUUCAAACAAAGAUCGUUGUCAAAAAUAUGACUUCAAGUCAAGAGACAUCUGUUGCAGACCGUGAUAAUUUUGUCCCUGAAUCAGGAAUUCAUAAAAAAGAAUCUAAUUACCUUGAUAAUGAAGCACCUAAUUUGGAAGUUACAUCAACUACUGAAAAUAAAGUUCUUGAUUUCAGGCCUGGUGAAAGUCUCAUUAUAAAAGACUCUAGUUCAGAACUGUUAACAAUGCAUGAUGCAUGUAAAAAAGUUAAAGAUGCUAUCUAUUUCCUCUUGAAUUAUUUUAAGUUAGUUUUGGAACCUCAUUUAGUGUGUGUCAUUCUUCAUGCAUUGAAAGACGUACAAAUUUAUUUUGCUAAUCUAAAUGUUUCAGAUCAAAAUUCUUUUGUCAAAGAAAGCCUAUCUAGUUUUCGCACGGAUUCUAACGGUCAAAUUUCUAAAGUUUUCUAUUUAUCUCUUCAAUUUAAUCUGAACAACAAUGAAAAAGAUAUGUUAUUUCUAUGUUUUAUUUUAGGUCAAGUGCAUAAGAUACAUUAUCAAGAAAUAUUUAAUAUGUAUGCACAUUAUCAGAGAGCUAAACCAACUUCUGUUGUAACAUGUUCUGAUAUUCACAAAUAUUUCUCUGAAAGAACAGAUUUAUUUUCUUUGAAUUCAGAUGGCUAUGUGAAAUUGAAUCUACAAUAUAUAGUUGAUCAAAAUUCUAAAAUUCUACCUGUCAAUGCUAUAUCUGCUGAUGUGGUUAUUAGGAAUUCCCCCUUAUUGAAUUCUGUUGCAUUUAAAAAUAUUCAAAUUAUUCAACAAUCAAAAAUUUGUGAACGGCAAUCCGGUGAAGUAAAUAAUAAACCAUCUAAACAGAAUAACCUUAAAUUAAAACGUGAGCUCUAUAAUGAGUCUAUUGCAUUUUUAAAUGGCCAAUCUGAUAAAAUUAUGUCUGAUUGUGCUGAUGUAAUUAUUUUGCAUGUUUUGGAUGAUCUUCGGGAUUUGGAUCGUAGUGAAAGAAGACGUUUGCUUUCAAAAUCUGGUGAUGUUACGAACAAUGAUGCUCUUUCUUCAAAAUCUUUGUUGAGUGAGGAAGAAAAAGAUUUAUUAAUUAUUGCUUCUACUUUAGUUCUGUCUGGGCCUUUACACCAUUGCAAAUUAUUUGAGUUACUGGAAAAGCAAAACAGAGAUUCUUUGAAGAUAUUGACAGAAUUGGAACAGCGUCAGUAUAUCCUACAAAAAUCUAAAUUUUUUAAUAUUACUAAUAAUGGAAUUGUCAGUUUCAAUGCUACUUCUAAUACAGAUAUAGAAAACUUGAAUCAUUUUGAUCCUGCAAGUGAAGAAUAUUUUAAAAUUUCCCUUUCGAAGAACAUUUCUACAGAAAAUGAUUCCUGCUGUGAUAAGCUUAUUGAUUCCCUUAUUAAUGAUAUUGAUAUUGGAAAGAAUAAAAUCGAACCCAAUAGGGCAUCUAGAAGGACUGUGCAUAAACCGACAUUUGAUUUGUUAGAAAUCAUAUCGGAGGAAAACUCUAGGGAUACUACUUCUUUUCAUCCUGCAUCUAAAACAUUUAGUUUACUUGAAUUCUCUGAUGCUGCAAGUACAAGAUUAGAGCAGCAAAGUGUUUACUUUUUUACCACUCUUCUAACUAAUUAUAAGAUGGCAAAUUCUCUCAAAGAACACUUGUACUUAGCAACCAAAGACAUUCAAAACCAUCUCAAGAUUUAUUACAAUGACAAUAUAAAUCACUUUUUAGAAAUCCAUCAGAUGAGUCCACCUUCAUUUUAAAUAUAUGCAUCUGUGAGUAUGUAAGAGGCUAUAUUAUUACAGAAAAGUUCAGCUUUGAAUUAAAAACUUGGACUGUGAUAUUUAAAAGCAUUUAACUGUGCCAUUAUUUAGUUAAUGUUUUUGAAUAGCAAUGGGGGGGGGCAAAAAUUCACCAAAUAAAUUUCCAUUCCAUUUACUAUAUAAAUAUAUUUUUUUAUGAUUUCUUUUAAUUUAACGUAUUUUAUAUACUGUUUGACAUGAAUGCAUAAUCUAUCUAGUUCAACAAAGUACUUUGUAAAUUAUUAUUUUUGGUGAUAACUCUAAGUGAAUAGCUUAAAAUGAUUUCUAGUAUACCCUCUUGAAUUCAAGAGUGUUAAAAUCUCUUCCAUAAAGUAUGCAUCUUUUUAUAUGGUUUUUUGCUGAUCUAUUUCUUUGCUUUUCUUUAAAUUGCAAUCAAAACUAGAUUUUGUGUUAUUUGUAUCAUGAAAUUGCUACUAAGUAAAUCUUUCUUAUAACUUAGAAUCUUCAUAUAAAAUUUAAAAUCAACUAUUAACUUAAAAUUACAAUGAUAAAAAAUGCUAUUUAGUUUUUUUUACAUUUAUUUCAUUACUAAUUAAAGUAUAUCAUUCUUUGAAAAAAUAUUGUUAU